UCUCAUAUCAAACUGAAUGCCACCGGUUUAGCAUUCUGUUGCCCUUUAGAGCUAGCCCGCAGAGAUUACUUAUGCAAGCAUAGUUACUAGUCCCCUCUACUAACUAUGAUGCAAGUCAUAAAAGAAUUUGUAACGCAAUGAAGUAACGGCGCUUAAAGAAUUAAAACUGGUUUAACACAUGAUAAGCCAAUCACUGUACGGAAUUGAUGUCAAUCACGAGUCUUGUUAUUAAAUUAUAUCUGUCACUAAAGGUAACGCCUAUUUACUAAAAAAAGCAUUUUGAAAGAGAAAUGUAAACCAGAAGCAUUUCAUUGGGCAAGUGAUGAUAGGUUUGGUUUCUUGUUGCCAUGGAUAAUGUAAUACCCAUAUUACGUGACCUAGAUCAAGACAUGGUUGAAUGUCAUUAGCCUUGUUAUGACGCUGUAACUAAAUUCUGAUCAAUGUUGAAGCUCAUUAGUAUACGCUCAAGCUGAAGCUCUUGUAAUGCUGCUAGUGGUGGGUUUAUUUCGGUGGUAGGACAACUUUGAGCUCACCAUAGGAACUUCUACAAGGACAGAUACACUUCAAGUGAGGUUUGCGAAACGAAGCACAACUAGAAAGGCAUGCGCGUAAUCUUCGACGCGACGAUCUCGCCCGGCGGGGCUUUCUAAUUUGGCGAUGGAUGAUUUUGAAAUCGAAGAUGAAGUCUCGAGGCCUAUCGAUAUUAUGUUCGUCUGCAGUGAAUGGGGCUCUAAAAAGGGAGGCCUCUCCACAUUCAAUAGAGAGUUCGCUGUGAACUUAGCGAAGAAUUCUGUGGAUAACAUAAGAGUUCACUGCUAUGUAUGUGAGUGCACACAAGAUGAAAAACAAGAUGCGAGCAGACAGGGUGUCAAUCUCAUCCUUGCACGGCGCCCUCCAGGUUCCAGUGAUCCACUUGAAUCUAUAAAAAUUCCACCGCCUGAGCUGCCACAUCCUGAUGUCGUUGUGAGUCACGGACGGAAAUUUGGUGGUGCUGCUUACUUCAUUCGGAAGGUGACAAACUGCGUUGGGUGGGUGCAUUUUGUUCACGUCUCCUGUGAAGAUUUAGGAAAAUACAAAGCAGAGGGUGACACCGCGGAUGAUGCAAUCGCUGAAAACGAAGAGAAAAAUAAACGAGAGUUGGAGCUAUGCGAAGCAGCUGAUCGAGUUGUUGCUGUUGGUAUCGGUCUACAACUGAAAUACAUCAAACGAAUUCCUCACAUUAUCGUCAUCACACCAGGACUUUUUGAAAAGUUCGCUGGAAUCUAUCAGGAGAGACAGUUGGGCAGAGUUCCAAACGAGCGGCAGUUCAGCGUUUUUAUGUUUGGUCGUGGAAGCUUUGAAGACUUUAGACUGAAAGGAUACGACAUCAUUGGAAAGGCUGUUGCUUUACUUGAUAGGAAGUUUGAACUCACAUUCGUUGGAGCACCCCUAAAAGAACACAGCAAGAUAGAGAAGUGGUUUCUUGAAGAAACAGAAAUAGCUCGUAAUCAGUUAACGAUUCGAGGCUUCUGCGAUUCUGAAGAUAUGAAAAAGAUGUUCCUUGAACCUGACCUUAUCGCAAUGCCGUCUCGCGCAGAGGGCUUCGGUCUGGUGGCGCUCGAAGGAAUCUCAGCUGGGAUCCCUGUUCUCAUUUCUGGGGAAUGUGGGAUUGCUAAAGCAUUAGAGCAAGUGGAUGGUGGUAGGUCGGUGGUCGUAUCUUCAGACUUUCCAGAGGAGUGGGCAAGAAGAAUCCGUUUAUUGUCAGAACAGACACCCGAUGAAAGAAAUGAUCGAGCCCUAAAGCUUGAUCUCAUCCUAAGUAAACAUAUUUCUGAUGAAGUCAUGAUUCCCUGGAAGCAUUUCUCAAUACAAUUAUUGACUGAAAUCUUGAAUCCCCAUAUAGAUACUGCUAACAAUGUGAAAAUCCCAGCUCCACCAUCGCAAAAGAAAAGAAGACCUUUUCAAAGAAGGAUGAAAGGAGUUGCUCAAACAGGUGAAACUUCGGAGGGUGAAGAAAAAAAAGAAUUUCAUCCGUUGCACCUAGCUUCACUGAAUGGCAGCAUCACUGAAAUGGAGGCUCUACUCUCUCUUGGAUGUCCUGUUGACAUAAGAGAUAGCACAGGAAGAACACCACUAAUGAUCAGUGCAUUCUAUGACAAGAUACAUGCUGUCAGCUACUUACUAGAAAAGGGAGCAGAUCCCUCUCUAGUCGAUUGUGACGGAUGGAAUGCAUUACAUUUUUCUUCAAAGGGUUGCAACCUUGACAUCAUAAACCUCAUUCUGAAUUAUAUGCCUGAUAUUGAAUCAAAGGAUUGGAAAGGAUGGACUCCACUAAUGAUCGCUGUUUCCGCUUCCUAUGGAAAGCCUCAGAUUGCAAGGUACCUUAUUGAAAAUGGCUCUGAUCCUUCUCAAGAAGAUCCUUCUGGAUGGAAUUCGUUACAUUGUGCCUCACAGGGUGGGUGCCCGGAUGUAAUUGAGCUGCUUCUUCACUAUGUGCCUGAUAUCGAAGCUCGAACUGCUAACGGUUGGACGCCCUUAAUGAAUGCUGCUGGUAAUGGUAAACUAGAGGCGGCAAAGUAUUUGCUUGCAAAGGGAGCAAAUCCAACAGCAGAGGAUGACAAUGGGUGCAAUGCAUUACAUUUUGCGUCAUGGAGGGGUGACCCUCAUAUCAUUGAGCUUAUUUUUAGCCACAUGCCUGAUAUUGAUGCCACAAAUUCUGAUGGCUGGACACCUCUAAUGGUCGCCGCAUGCAAUGGUAAGCUAGAGGCAGUCAGGUGCCUAAUUAAAAAUGGAGCAGAUGCUUCGCUAGAGAAUGAUGAGCGAUGGAAUUCAUUUCAAUGUGCAGUGAAGGGUGGUAACCCUCAAAUCAUCGAAAUCAUCCUGAGUUACCUUUCUGAGACCUGUCACAUGCCUGAUGUUGACUCAAGAUGUGUGGAUGGCAGAACGCCUCUGAUGAUUGCCAUUUCGUGUGGCAAGCUACAGGCUGUAAAAUACCUUCUUGAAAUGGGAGCAGAUCCAUUAUUAGAGGAUAACGAUAAAUGUAAUUCUUUGCAUCAUGCCUCAAAAUGUGACCCAGGAAUCAUGAAGCUACUGCUGAGUCAUGUGAGCAAAAGACAAGAUGCACCUUCACGAGUCUCAAAUGAAAGAAACAAAGAAGAACAAAACAAAAACAAAGCUUCAGUGACAGAGAAAGUUGAGUGCAGGUCAAAUGAAACAGAAGGAACACACAAGAAGAAGAGUUUGACAGUUUUGACAGCAUCAGGUAAAUUUUCUACAAAUCCUUGAGCAAUAAAUAAUGUCU
Molecule: messenger RNA, 3280 nt
Organism: Stylophora pistillata
Lineage: Eukaryota; Metazoa; Cnidaria; Anthozoa; Scleractinia; Pocilloporidae
Molecular function (GO): protein binding
Source: RefSeq, a predicted model, not a curated record